Messenger RNA from Zychaea mexicana, 1632 nucleotides. RefSeq lists its product as uncharacterized. The record is from RefSeq and is a predicted model, not a curated record. Lineage: Eukaryota; Fungi; Mucoromycota; Mucoromycetes; Mucorales; Lichtheimiaceae. Bases 134 to 1234 code for a protein of 366 amino acids. The transcript has 2 exons.
UUCCAUGGAUUCUGUGCUUCAAUCAAUUGUCCCGUAACAUCGAGAACAAUGAUGGGCACAACACAUCUCUUUUCUUUCCCUUUCUCUUCCCCCCUUUCCUUUCCUUAAUCCCUUUCUUCUUGUCCAAUACCCUAUGCGCCUCUUUUCAUCAACCACUUGGAUCAUCGUCGUCCUAAUUCUCCUGCAAAUUGCCACUGUGGUUAGGCCGCAGGAGGCCGACGCAUCGGGCGGUGGCGGAGCCGAUGCUGAGCCAUCAGCAGACCCUCCUGCUGUCACAUCAGAAGCACCACAACCUGAACCUUCCAAAGAACCUGCUACAUCGAACGACCCUCCAGCAGCUACAUCCGACUCGCCAGAACCCACCUCGGAAGAAAAACCAGCCGAAACUUCUAAAGCUCCAGCAAACUCGGCAACAGAUAAACCAGCAGCAUCUAGUGACAACGAUGACAAAAAGACAUCUGAAUCAGACCCAAAACCAACCAGUGAUUCCAACGAUGAUAAAACUGAUAGUGCUGAUCCAACUGCGAGUGACGACAACAAUACAUCGCAAAGUACCGAUGGUACGUCGACGCCUACUUCAUCAAGUGAUUCCAACACGGAUGGCGACGAUGACGGCGCUCCAAUUGGCACCAUUGCUGGCGCUGUCGUUGGUGGUGUUGUGGGCGUGGCUCUUCUCGGCGGUAUCAUUACAUGGUUGAAUCGUCGUGGCGGAUGUACUCGUCGAAGCAAUAAGCCCAACAAAGCAGGUUACGAGGACUUUGGCAUGUCUGAUACCGACUAUCCCCACCAUCGUUCGCCCUCAACACCUGUCAUGGGAGCUGCUGUUGCAGCUUCAGCUUCGCCUGCCGUCGCCCACAGCAAUAUUCAGCGUUCACCCACUGUUCCGCGUCUCAAUGAUCAAGGCACUUACUAUGAUGGCCAUCCAUCUGGAUAUUAUCAGCAGGACAUGAUGGCCCAGCAACAACAGCAGGGUUAUUAUUAUCCUGAACACCAGGAUAUGGGGGCAGGUACAGCUGGCUAUUACGAUAAUUCCGGUUAUUACUAUGAGCAGCAGCAUCAGCAGCCAGUUACUGCAGCUGCUGGUAUGUAUGGUCAGGAUCCUGCAUACAUGCAGCAAGCAAACGUCGGUUAUUACAAGCCUGAUUUGGCUGAUUUGCAUGCACAAGAACCAGUACAACAUCAACAACCGCAAGCUACACCACAGAUGCAGCAGCAACAGCCUCCAAGAAUAUAGAGCGUGUGUGCGUGUUUGGAACAACGAUAUUUAUAAAAGGACGCCCUGUUUAUUACAAGAAGAUCGCAUUUUCCUUCCCUUUUAUAAUUUAUAUAUAAUGAGCACAAAUACAUGUGUGGCUCGUUACCAUUACCUUCAUUUUGUUUCUCUUUCCCUCUUCUUUGUUUUCUACCUUUCAUUCAUCUUCUUUCUUCCCUCAUAGGAUCAUCGUUAUUCAUUUUGGUGUAAAGACUGAUCCCCAACAUUGUUUAUACUACAGUAGUAAAAGAAGUUCUGUCAAUGAUAUAAUACAUGGGCUCAUAUUCGCCCUACUCAUUAACAACAUAUCCCAGCUCAUCAUUAUCAAAAAAAUACGGUAUUCUUCGGACUCCAAUUAAAGCAAACUUUGAAGCAGUGAG